GUAAAAGCAGAGUGCUAGGCUGUAGGCUGUUUUGUUUAUGAGCAGCAGAGGCUUACUGAAAGUGUGUGCAGGAGGAACUAGUGCUGCAGAUCUUCUGGAGCUGCUGAAAAAACAAAGCCUGAACUGCACAAAAACACCAAGCUGGGGAAUAAUGAAGCGACUGAGCAUUGCUAUGCUUGUUAAUCUGCUUGAACUGUCCAUAUCUGUACGGGAUGAUCAGAGCUUCAUUACAAUCCCAUGUCAAGCAAAACGUGAAUCAGAAGUUCAGUACCGGAGAAUCACCUGGUACAAGGUGGAAGUGAGGUCUGAAAUGUUAACUGGUCUUGUGAUGAAAGACCUGCAUACACAGGAAACUGUCCUCUAUAAAUUCGCUAACCAGUCCUAUGAAGUGGGUGAUGAUUACUCUUUGCUGCUCCCAGAGGCUGGACAGAUAGACUGCGGUCAUUACCGCUGCACUCUGUGGCCUCCGCUGGGUCAUUACAUCCAGGAUGGUGACUACGAGUACUAUCCAUUAGAUUCAGGUUGCUCUAGACAUCAUCAGCAAACUAAGACCAUCCCAGAUGAGAAGACCAAGCUGAGAUUGUUUAAUGUUCCUGUAAUUCUUGCAAUCUCAAUUUUGCUGGCUGCUGGUAAUAUGGGGAUUGUUUACCUCAGCUGUAAAAGGAUAAUGCAGAAUAAAAAGGCAAAGCAGGAUAUGGAAUAUAUGUAAACGUGUGAUAACGAGUUUAAAGACACUUUCAGGGUGAACAGAUUGUUUGGUGUUUUGGUCAUAUACACACUUUUUAUUGUUACAUACCAGCUCAACCUUACAGUCUAUAGAAUUAUAGAAUACAAUGAUAUGAUGUUAUUAUAUGUUGUUAUUAUAUUAUAUAUAUAUUUCUAGUAGAAGUUGUUUCUACUGUUUCUGUAGUUAUACGGUUCUAUAAAUAAAUAAAUAAUUAGAAAUUAUACCCAUCUUCAGGAAUUCUUUAAUUCUCUAAGAUGUAUUUUCUUUGAUUUUGAUUUCUGUGAGUUCACAUUCUAGGAUUCACAUGUUGUCAUGAUAUGUAAGGGCACACUGACUGUAGAGUACCAUUAUUAUUAUUAUUAAUAUUAUUAUUAUUAUUAUUAUUCAUUAUCUGAACAUUUUCUCUUCCUAAGAAUUAUUCCAGCGUGACAGCUUUAAAGUUUAAAAUGUAGUACGUAAGUGACAAUCAUGGAAAAUCAGAAGAAGCUGUUUAUGUGUUUUUGUUACAUGAAGUGAUGUUUUUUCCCUUUAUGUUGUUAUUCAAAUGUAAAAAUAAAGCUAUUCUACCCUGUUACAAGAAUUCCAAAACCAUUAUGCACCAUUUGCAGUUUCCACAGAAUACCUCUUGCUAGCAAAACAGUAUUUCUUCCUGUUUCUUCUUCACUUGCACACACUCACUUCCACACAUGAUGUCUGAUCUGAAUGUGACAAAGUAGGAUGAACUUUUGGUGAAAAAUGAAGAAUUGCACACUUUGUAGAAUACUGGCCAUAUAUCUGGCCGUAUAUACAGCUCAGUGUUACGCCAGUGAAGAAACAAUCAUGAUCCACACAGAGUACAACACUACUGCCAUCCUGCCCUGUCCUGCACUGUCUUACAGUAAACAUUACACAUCUAUCUCCUGGUACAAGAAUUUCUCAAACAAAGAGGGCAUUAUUAGAAAAUCAGUCAAGCAUAGCAAACCACAGCUAUAUAAGAGCUAUGAGAAUCGUACAGAUGUCUUCAUUACAGAAGAAGGUUCUCUUGUCCUGAAGAAGGUAAACUUUUCACAAGCAGGGCCGUACAAGUGUUACCUGGCUGGAAAAGUUGGACACAGGAAUAAUGAGUCGUUUGUCAUGCUGAAUGUAACAGAGAAUGUUCCUAAAACAACAGCAACCCUGGAUGUCACCACCAAGGUUGGUCAUCAUUCCACUAAGAACUCAUCUUUGCCCGGUCUGGUUCUACCAGUGGAUGUGAAACCCUUUUCUGUCCUGGUUGGAUUCUUCAGUCUAAGCCUGAGCAAAGUUCUAUUCUGUUUUGUGUGUGUGUGGGGGAUGGCAAAGUUUAAGGAACACCAAAGAAGGAGAUUAUGGCACUAACCAAGGGAGAGCAAAGAAUUCCCGACCGGAUGAUAAUACAACAUCUACAUUUUGGUCAGAGUAAAACUUUUUAAUGGCUCUUUUUUUUAACUUAUAGAAAAUAUUAUUAAUGUAAUACAGAAGACAGCAAACCUAAUAUGGAACAAAAAAAAGGACAUCUAAGAGUCAGAUAAAGACGAACCAGAACCCACCUCAAAUGGACCAGUAUCAAAGACUUCUUAUGAAUCUAAGACAGGUCAGGCUGAAUAAAUAAUAGACAUGCACAAUCAUCUGUAAUUUGUUCGUUUACUGAGGAAAUGAGAGGUGGCUAAUAUAAAGCCUGUUAAAUGAUGUGUAUUUUUGUUAUACUAUACAAGAUAUAAAUAUUAAAAAUGUGCUAUUAGAGGUAUUCCGUAAUUACAUUUACUUAUAUUUACAUUUAUUACAGUAACAGGAUAUUAUAGCUUAUGCAUAUAAGAGCUAUAAUAUCCAUCAUAUAUCUAUAUACUGUAACUUAAUUGUGGAACAUUAAAAUGUGUAUGUACUAUAUAUUUUUAUGUGUAUGUAUGUAAAAUCUUGUGCAUUUUAAUCAAUGUGGUUCAUCCAUGUAGCAAAACGUUAUCUAGACUUUCUCAUGGUACACAAUGUAAUUAAUGCUAUAGCCGUCUGUAUGCAUCUGGAUAUGCAUAAGCCACUGGACUGUGGUGUGGAAGGCGAGGGAUGAGCACCUACCUCAGUAAAACGUUUCAAUAUGCUUGAGUAAGCAAAUAUGUUUUCAAUUUUUAUGUUUAUUUCAUGUCUGUGUUCGUUGUCAAUAUAUUAUGAAGGAUAUAAUCAGUCCCUAUUUAACUUUUUAACCUUAAACUGUUAUGAAGCACUUAGCUUCCUUCCUUAUGAGGGACCAUCCUAUUCUUCAGCAUCUUCAGCAUACUGUAGAAAUACUGAUCUUUGUUACAUUUUCAUGAUCUGGAUUUUUUUAUCGAAAGUUACAGAUUGAGAUAGAGAGCGCACAGCUGCUUCAUCCAGAUGUGAAGUUACUUAUUUGUCUAAUAAACAACUUUGUGUCAUCAUAAGAAAA
Molecule: messenger RNA, 3140 nt
Organism: Pangasianodon hypophthalmus (striped catfish)
Lineage: Eukaryota; Metazoa; Chordata; Actinopteri; Siluriformes; Pangasiidae
Exons: 8
Coding region: 1463-2083 (206 amino acids)
Source: RefSeq, a predicted model, not a curated record